GCACAAACAAACACCGCCAGCCGUGCUGGGGCUCGGGCGGCCGUGUGCUGUGGUCCUGUUGGUUCCACGGCCUAACCAGCCUCUUCAAACCCUCAAGAAUAAGUGAUAUAACGCAGAACAGCCUAACUAGCCCCCUUAAACACCCCAGAAGAAGAAGGAACAGGUCAAAAGAAGAAGGGUGCGAGCAACAACACGUGUGGAGGGAGAGACGGAGGGAUGCUGCGGGGAAGGGACGGGGAGGAAGACAACAGAAAAGGACGGGGAGUAGAAGACACCCUCAGAAGAAGAAGAGGAGGAGGAAGAAGGCCUUCAAAGUGAUAUACACAAAACUAAAGACAUCAAAACAAGAGAACAUCCCAAGCCAUGUCCCUAAGACGCCCCAACUCCAUCUGCUACAUGAGCCUGGCCGAUGCCUUCCUGACGCGGCUUCGGCAGGAGGCGGAGAGCAGGUCCAAGAGUGCCAUGGGGAAGGGCGUGGCGCUGGAGGUGGUGGCGGUGGAGGGGGACAGGCAGGAGUUCAUCUACGGCUACCUGACGAGGGUGUACGAGCGGCGGCAGGGCACCUUCAGCAAGCCCAAGGUGUUCGCCAAGCAGACCAUCUAUGAGUGUGAACGCAGCGCCCAGUGCAAGGGCAACUCCAGCGGGGACCCUACCAAGACGCGGGCCAAUGGAUGUUCGGCAUACGUGUCUUUCCUGUUCGAAGAGGGAGCCACUGUGACUGCUUGUGUCGUGCGAUCGCGUCUCACACACAACGGACAUGACCCCACCAACAGGGAGGAAUCACGCGUCAGCCGCAUUGACCUCUCCCUUCGCUUCAUGAUCGAGGGGCGGCUGAGUGCGGGGAUGCGGGUCAGCGAGGUCAUGGGUGAGGUCGCCAAGUGGAACAAGACUCAGGGUUACAGCGACCACCACAAUCGGCGCUUCUUCCCAACACGACAAGACAUCCAGCAAAUCGCGCUCUCCCUACGGCGUCUCCAGCGAUCCCUACACCCCAGUCAAGCCCCCCGGAGGAAGACGAGGCAGUACGACACCCCAGGGAAGGACGGUGCGACUAGGGUGCUGAGGGGGGAGCUGCGGGAGUGGUGUGUGUUCCAUCAGACGAGGACAACUGCUGGUCCGUCCCCGCGGCCGCUAGUUGUGGUGUUGCAGAGUGAUGCGAUGAGGGAUGUGAUGGUGCGAUUCGGGGAGGAGGUGCUGUGUAUUGCGAGGAACUAUGAAGGGCUGCGUCAGUAUGGGUGUGCUGUGUAUGUGUUAGCAGUGCGCGACGGGGGGGGCGGCGCGCACCCUGGGGCGUAUGUCAUCACCAGCAAUGAUGAGCCGAAAACCUUCACCAAAGCACUACGGGAACUCCUGACACACUGCCCCCUCAUGCCCAGAGUCGUACUAAUGGACCAGGAGCUGAAGGGUUUUUCUGAGGCUCUGGCAACACUGCUUCCAGAGACCACCUUCCUCAUCCCUUGGUACCAGGUGGCCCAGCAGGUACACGCAUGGCUGCAGAGUCAGGUGUCCGAUGACCCACACCUGCGGAGGAUGCUACUUCAGUGCCUGCAGGAGCUGAGGGGCUGCAGCACGAGGGACGCACUGAUGGAGGGUCUGGCCGGCCUUGGGGAGCAGGGCGGGCUUGAGGGCUUCACGGACAUGCUCUGGGCUGACUGGCUGACGUGUCCCGCCCUGUGGUGUGACUUCGGUAGGGCGGGAGUGUGGGAAACCAAAGCCCGGUCUGUUAUGUACGAGAGGUUCUUCUUGAGACUCCCGCACCAGCUCCUGAAGGGACUACACAGCCGGAGGAAGCUGCCCGACCUCCUGAGGCUCAUCGCGGAGAACGUGACCCAGCGGAAGAAUGCUUCCGAGGGCCUGCUAGACAUGUCCCUGCUACUGGAAGGGUCUGCAGGGGAGCACGCCAGGAGCCUCCUCAAACAGGGAUGGGGGGAGCUCGUAACUUGGCAGGGGGAGUGGGUGGCUCACGUCCCCUGCCACACCCUUCUCGAGACCUCCUACCGGAUCACCCUGCCAACCAUGGAGUGUGAGUGCCCCUGUCUCACCCUGGCGGGGCCCUGCGUGCACCUCUGCCUGGUCUCGACCCUGGCGCAGCUCCGGCAGGGCCCCUCGCUACAGGACGAACGGCAGAGGCUGGCAGAGGAGGCGUUGCAGCAAGGGAGUUAUCUUCUGGAAGGGGGGAUGUGUGUGGUGUUCCAUAGCGAAGGUGUGUGUGUGACAGGGGCCGGCGAUGGUGCGUGUGUGUGUACGUGUGUGUCAGACGCCCUUGGGACACCCUGCAUUGGCGCCCUGUUCCUUGGUCUGGCAGGGUUGGCAGGGGAAGGAGACCCAACACAUAUCCCUGACACCCUACCCAGUCCACCUAUCACAUCACUCAAGGAAGAACCAGACCCUUCACAUCUUCAUCAGCCCCUCAAACCAGACCCUUUAACCAUUCACCAGCCCAAACCAGCCCCUUCAUCCCUUCAACAGCCCAAAACAGCCCCUUCAGCCCCUCUCCAGCAGCCCCUUAUCCUCAUACAGACUCACACCGGCCUGCCAGUCCCCCAGACCCCUGAGACCAAGGACGCAGACCACAACCCAUCCUUAGACCAUCCUGUAUCCUCCAAAGACCUCAUCAAGAAGCUACAUGACUGGGCUGCCUCAAAGGACUUCAGAGACUCGGAGGUCCUUCAAAGCAUCCUACGGGCGGCCCAUGAUGCUGUUUUUGGAAGUCCUACGCAUCCUACGCUGACCUCAUCCCCUCCUAGACCACAAGCCUCAGGGAGUAGGAAGUUGAGGGCAGUGGUGAGGCCUGUCAAGAGGAGGAAGAAGGAGGAGGAGGAAGAGGAAGAGGAGGAGGGGUAUCUGUGGUUGCCUCCUCCCAAAGUGACUAGGAGUGGACGGACUGUGAGAAGCAAGGAGGAGCCAGACUUUGUGACCUGAGGAAGGGAGAGGAAGGGAGGGAGAGAGGGAGAGGAAGGGAGAAUGUUACAGAGAGGGAGAGAGGAGGAGGAGGAUUUUGUGUCACAGGGAGAGAGUAAGGGAGAGAAUGAGAGGAAAGGGAGGAAGGAAGGGAGAGAAUGAGAGAAAAGGGAGGAAGGAAGGGAGAGAGGGAGAGGGAGAGGAAGGGAGAAUGUUGUAGGGAGAGAGAGGAGGAGAAGGAUUUUGUCAGAGGGAGAAAGGAAGGGAGAGAUUGAGAGAAAGAAGGGAGGAAAGGAGAGGAAGGGAGAAUGUUACAGAGAG
Eriocheir sinensis (Chinese mitten crab) is the source of this 3222-nucleotide messenger RNA. RefSeq lists its product as uncharacterized. Lineage: Eukaryota; Metazoa; Arthropoda; Malacostraca; Decapoda; Varunidae. Gene Ontology annotation, molecular function: zinc ion binding. The record is from RefSeq and is a predicted model, not a curated record. The transcript has 8 exons. Bases 364 to 2922 code for a protein of 852 amino acids.